Messenger RNA from Ricinus communis (castor bean), 2175 nucleotides. RefSeq names its product T-complex protein 1 subunit alpha. The record is from RefSeq and is a predicted model, not a curated record. Bases 182 to 1822 code for a protein of 546 amino acids. The transcript has 17 exons. Gene Ontology annotation, cellular component: chaperonin-containing T-complex. Gene Ontology annotation, molecular function: ATP hydrolysis activity; ATP binding; ATP-dependent protein folding chaperone. NCBI's taxonomy places the organism in Eukaryota, Viridiplantae, Streptophyta, Magnoliopsida, Malpighiales, Euphorbiaceae. Gene Ontology annotation, biological process: protein folding.
GCGAAGGAGGACCUUUUUCCGCUAAUAAGUGGAGCCUUUCUUUCCAUUUGAACAUUCGAGAGGCACACGAACUCCAGUGAGAGCUUCAGUUCAUCAUUUCUAGAAAAUCAAAAUCCCUAAAAUCUUCCACAUCACUCGCAGAUCUAAUCUAGGGUUUACUCUGUAGUCCAUCGAAAUAGAAAUGGCGAUCUCUGCACAAACUCCUGACAUUCUAGGUGAACGACAGUCAGGCCAGGACGUUCGCACUCAGAAUGUGAUGGCGUGUCAAGCUGUAGCUAACAUUGUCAAAUCUUCACUUGGCCCUGUUGGUCUAGACAAGAUGUUGGUAGAUGAUAUUGGUGAUGUAACAAUUACCAAUGAUGGUGCCACAAUUCUUAAGAUGUUGGAAGUAGAGCACCCAGCUGCCAAGGUGCUUGUGGAGUUGGCAGAGCUUCAGGACCGAGAAGUUGGAGAUGGAACAACUUCAGUUGUUAUUGUCGCUGCAGAGUUGCUUAAGAGAGCAAAUGAUCUGGUGAGGAAUAAGAUUCACCCAACAUCAAUUAUCAGCGGAUACAGACUUGCUAUGAGGGAAGCAUGUAAAUAUGUUGAUGAAAAACUGGCAGUGAAGGUUGAAAAGCUCGGAAAAGAUUCUCUAGUAAACUGUGCCAAGACAAGCAUGUCCUCAAAGUUGAUAGCUGGCGACAGUGAUUUCUUUGCAAAUCUGGUUGUAGAUGCUGUACAAGCUGUCAAGAUGACGAAUGCACGAGGGGAAAUUAAAUACCCAAUCAAGAGUAUCAAUAUUUUGAAGGCUCAUGGACAAAGUGCAAAAGAUAGCUACCUGUUGAAUGGCUAUGCCUUGAAUACUGGCCGUGCUGCUCAAGGAAUGCCUACAAGAGUUGCACCUGCUAAAAUUGCAUGUCUUGACUUCAAUCUUCAGAAGACAAAGAUGCAAUUGGGUGUACAAGUUUUAGUCACUGAUCCCAGGGAGCUUGAGAAAAUUCGUCAAAGAGAAGUUGAUAUGACAAAGGAACGUAUUGAGAAACUCUUAAAAGCUGGAGCAAAUGUUGUUUUAACAACCAAAGGAAUUGAUGACAUGGCUCUUAAGUAUUUUGUGGAGGCUGGGGCUAUUGCUGUCAGACGUGUUCGAAAAGAAGAUAUGCGCCAUGUUGCCAAGGCCACGGGUGGAACGAUGGUUUCAACGUUUGCUGAUAUGGAAGGAGACGAAACAUUUGAUCCAUCACUUCUUGGAUAUGCUGAUGAAGUUGUGGAAGAGCGCAUUGCUGAUGACGACGUAAUUAUGAUAAAGGGGACAAAAUCUACAAGUGCGGUAUCCUUAAUUCUUAGAGGAGCAAAUGACUAUAUGCUGGAUGAGAUGGAUAGAGCUCUGCAUGAUGCUUUAUGUAUUGUGAAAAGGACCCUUGAAUCUAAUACGGUAGUAGCAGGUGGAGGGGCAGUUGAAUCUGCCUUAUCUGUGUAUUUGGAGUAUCUUGCUACAACUCUAGGAUCUCGAGAGCAGUUGGCAAUUGCGGAGUUCGCCGAAUCUUUGCUAAUCAUACCAAAGGUACUUGCUGUCAAUGCUGCCAAGGAUGCCACAGAGUUAGUUGCAAAACUAAGGGCUUAUCACCACACUGCGCAAACAAAGGCUGAUAAAAAACACUUGUCCAGCAUGGGACUAGAUCUUUCAAGGGGCACCAUCCGUAACAACUUAGAAGCUGGAGUCAUCGAGCCUGCAAUGAGCAAAGUGAAGAUAAUUCAGUUUGCCACGGAAGCAGCCAUAACAAUUCUCCGGAUUGAUGACAUGAUCAAGCUUAUCAAAGACCAAAGUCAAAACGAUCAGGAAUAGGUACUAUAUUCUUUUUUUUUUUCAUCGAUAUCUCUGGCGAGUAGCAAGAAGGGAGUAGGGGAAUGGGAAAUCUGUUGUGCAUUGUUUGAAGAUUUUUGGUUUAGGUUGGAUUGUUUGUUGUGCCCUCGAGUAUAAACACAUUGAACGUCUUCUCUAGAAUCACCUUUACAGUAAAACACAAAGCAAUGCCUUUUCUUUGUGCGUAUUAAUGCACUACUAAUCCGCUUAGUGAACAAGUAGCAAGAAGCUGGUGGCUCCUGCCAUUUUUGUCAAUUUUAUUUUUCUGUGGUUUCUUUCCGGUGAUUAUGGUACAUUGAGAUUAAUCAGGCGUUAAUUAUGGUUCAAAUUUUAAA